UAUAUGAUUACCUAAGAGCUAGGCAUUAAAAUCUUGUAACAUUGAUAAUUUUCUUCCCUAAUAUAUAAUAUUAUAUAUCCUUGUAAUUAUUGUCAUAUAUUCACUUCCCAUUUCUAAAAUCAUAUAUAUUUAAAUAUAUAUAUAAACAUGACAGGGGAGGCACCGGCCACCACCGUAUGCGUCACCGGAGCUGCCGGAUUCAUCGGGUCAUGGCUCAUCAUGCGCCUUCUCGAGCAGGGCUAUACUGUUCGUGCCACUGUUCGUGACCCUGAGAAUAUAAAGAAAGUGAAGCACUUGAAGGAGUUACCAAAAGCUGAUACGAACUUGACACUAUGGAAAGCUGACCUUAAUGAAGAAGGAAGUUUUGAUGAAGCCAUUGAAGGUUGCUGUGGGGUGUUUCAUGUGGCCACACCUAUGGACUUUGAAUCCAAGGAUCCUGAGAAUGAAGUAAUUAAGCCGACAAUCAACGGUGUGUUGAGCAUCAUAAGAUCAUGUGUGAAAGCAAAAACAGUGAAGAGGAUAGUCUUCACAUCCUCAGCCGGAACAGUCAAUGUCCAAGAACACCAACAAGCUGUGUUUGAUGAAACCAAUUGGAGUGACUUGGAUUUCAUCUAUAAGAAGAAGAUGACUGGUUGGAUGUAUUUUGUGUCAAAAACAUUGGCAGAGAAAGCAGCAUGGGAUGCAGCUAAAAAGAACAACAUUGAUUUCAUCAGUGUUAUCCCAACACUAGUGGUGGGCCCAUUUAUCACUCCAACAUUUCCACCAAGCCUAAUCACUGCUCUUUCACCAAUCACAGGGAAUGAAGCUCACUACUCAAUUAUUAAGCAAGGUCAAUUUGUGCAUCUUGAUGAUCUGUGCCAAUCUCACAUAUUCUUGUAUGAGAAUCCUCAAGCAGAGGGAAGAUACAUUUGCUCUUCUCAUGAUGGAACCAUUUAUGAUUUGGCUACAAUGUUUCGAGAGAAAUGGCCUGAGUACAAUGUCCCCACUGAGUUUAAGGGCAUCGAGAAGGACUUGCAAGUUGUCUCCUUCUCAUCGGAGAAGUUGAAAGAAAUGGGGUUCGAGUUUAAGUACAGCUUGGAGGACAUGUUCAAGGGAGCGAUUGAGACAUGCCGAGAGAAGGGAUUGCUUCCACAUUCUGGUGAAAAAGACCAUGUCAAUGGCAAGGUUUUGGAGGCAUAAGAAAGAGAAUUAUGGCUUUAUAUAUAUAUUUAUGAGAAUACGUGUAUGGCAUGGUGUUUGCUUUUGUUGUUGUAACAAUAAUAUGUCGUAAUAAAACCAUCAUAGAAAGAGCAACUUUUUUUCUUCUUC
Molecule: messenger RNA, 1308 nt
Organism: Cornus florida
Lineage: Eukaryota; Viridiplantae; Streptophyta; Magnoliopsida; Cornales; Cornaceae
Product: dihydroflavonol 4-reductase-like
Exons: 6
Coding region: 148-1179 (343 amino acids)
Biological process (GO): anthocyanin-containing compound biosynthetic process
Molecular function (GO): dihydroflavanol 4-reductase activity
Source: RefSeq, a predicted model, not a curated record